Molecule: messenger RNA, 3690 nt
Organism: Rubroshorea leprosula
Lineage: Eukaryota; Viridiplantae; Streptophyta; Magnoliopsida; Malvales; Dipterocarpaceae
Source: the annotation of a GenBank genome assembly
AUCGAUACAUCCAAGCCAAGAAUAAGGAAGCAUUUCUUGAAAGUCUCUUCCUGUGUUCCUCUCCGAUCUUUCCUCCCAAAUCUUUAUUUCCAAUAAAGUGGUAUCAAAGCUGACUUUCCAGAGAUGAAUAGCACUUUUCCCUUUGUAGUUCCCAAACUUACAAAGGAGAAUUAUGGACAUUGGUGUAUCCGCAUGAAGGCAUUGCUUGGCUCACAAGAAGCAUGGGAGGUUGUUGAGAAAGGCUAUGAUGAACCAGAGAAUGAAGGAGUCUUGAAUCAAAAUCAGAAGAAUGCUUUGUAGAAGCUUCGAAAGCAAGAUCAACAUGCCCUCUCUAUCAUACACAUGGGCUUGGAUGAAGCUCUGUUUGAGAAAGUUGCUACUGCAACAAAGGCUAAGGAAGCCUGGGGGAUUCUUGAGAAUAAUUUGAAAGGAAUUGACAAAGUGAAGAAGGUUCACCUUCAGACUCUUCGUAGUGAGUUUGAAUCUCUACAUAUGAAGGAGUCUGAAUCUGUUUUCGACUAUUUCACUAGAGUGUCUUCCAUUGUCAAUCAAAUGAAGCGUUAUAGAGAGAAGAUUGAAGAUGUACGUGUUGUGGAGAAGAUUCUCAGGUCACUUGACUCAAAACUUGAGUUUGUGAGUGUUGCCAUUGAAGAAUCAAAUGACCUGGAUUCCAUGACCCUCGAUCAACUCAUGGGGUCCUUGCAAGCAUAUGAAGAAAGACUUAAAAAGAAGCAAGAACCGGUGGCCCAAGUUCUCCAAACUAAGGUCUCUUUGAAAGAACAAGAGCAAGAGCAUGGACGAAGUUCCUCCACCAACAAUGAGGAGAGGGCUAAUUAUGUUGAAGCAAAAGAAGAAGAAGAAUUGUUGCUGUUGAUGGCAACUAAAGAAGAAAGAGAUACCGGAGCAUGGUACCUUGACACGAGUGCCGCUAAUCACAUGAGUGGCAACAAAGAGUUGUUCUCAACUCUUAAUGAGGCAAUGAAAGGCAACAUUAUAUUUGGAGAUGAUACCAAAAUCCCAAUCAAAGGCAAAGGUGAUGUUCUCAUCCGUUCGAAAAAUGGAAGUCACCUUUUAAUUACUCAAGUUUAUUAUGUGCCUACUUUGAAAUCUAAUAUUUUGAGCUUGGGACAAUUACUUGAGAUGGGGUAUGACAUUCAUUUGAAGGAUGGUUGCCUUACUUUGAGAGAUGGUUCACACAACUUGGUUGCGAAGGUGCCUAUGGAGAAGAAUAGAAUGUUUUUGCUCAAUGUUCACAUGGAUCAUCCAAGAAGCUUGAAGACUUGUGUUGAAGAAGCUUCUUGGCUUUGGCACUUGAGAUUGGGUCACUUGAACUUUGGUGGCUUGAAGGCUUUAGUAAGUGAAGAGAUGGUGAAUGGGUUGCCCAAAGUUAAUCACCCCAACCAACUCUGUGAAGGAUGUCUUUUUGGCAAGCAAGCUAGAAAAAGCUUUCCAAAGGAGGCCACUUUUAGAGCAACCAAGCCACUCCAACUGGCAAAAAGUGAAGUUUUUGGAGCAUUCCAAAAAUUCAAAGCUCUUGUCAAGAAGGAGAGUGGUUACUCUAUCAAAGGCUUAAGGACUAAUCGAGGAGGAGAAUUCACUUCCAAGGAAUUUCAAAAUUUCUGUGAAAAUAAUGGAAUUCGUCAUUUCCUCACUGUUCCGAGGUCCCCGCAACAGAAUGGCGUCGUCAAGCGAAAGAAUAGAACCAUUCUUAACAUGGUUCGAAGCAUGCUUAGGAGCAAGAAUAUGCCCAAGGAAUUCUGGGCAGAAGCAGUGGCAUGUGCUGUGUAUUUGUCUAAUCUUUCUCCCUCAGAAAGUGUUCAAGAUGAGAAGAGAUCCAAGCUUGAUGGAAAAAGUGAGAAAUUUGUCUUCAUCGGCUAUGAUUCAAGCUCCAAAGGCUACAAGUUCUACAAUCCAUCCAAUGGGAAGAUCGUAAUCAGAGAAUCCAGACAAGACACAAGGCAAGAUGUUGCUACUCCACCUCAAUCUCCUCAUGGAUCUCGAUCACCUGACGAUUGUUCUUUUGAAGGGCCACUACGUACAAAAAAUCUUGCUGAUAUUUAUGAAGAAACAGAGGUGGUUGAUAAUCCAAGUUUCUUUUGUCUCUUUGCUGACAUCGAACCGUUAAAUUUUGAAAAGGCAACAGUAGACAAGAAAUGGAAGCAUGCAAUGGAUGAAGAGAUUAAAGCAAUCCAAAAGAAUGGCACAUGGGAGCUGGUGACUCUUCUGAAAGGGCAAAAGGCAAUUGGCGUGAAGUGGGUGUACAAAGUGAAGAAAAAUGCUCAAGGGAAAGUGGAGAAAUAUAAGGCAAGGUUUGUUGCAAAGGGUUAUAUCCAAGAAUAUGGCAUUGACUAUGAUGAGGUUUUUGCCCCUGUUGCUCGCUUGGAAACCAUUCAGUUGAUUAUCUCCUUGGCAGCUCAAAACAACUGGAAAAUUUAUCAAAUGGACGUUAAGUUCACUUUCUUGAAUGGCUAUCUUGAAGAGGAAGUGUAUGUUCAACAGCCAUUGGGAUAUGUUGUCAAGGGACAUGAAGACAAAGUCUUGAAAUUGAAGAAGGCAUUGUAUGGCUUGAAGCAAGCGCCAAGGGCAUGGUAUAGCCACAUUGACAAAUAUUUCCAAGACCAUGGCUUCACCAAAUGUCCACAUGAACAUGCUCUUUAUGUCAAAGAAGACAAAACUGGAGGCUUUACGCUAGUGUGCUUGUACGUUGAUGACUUGAUCUUCACCAGCAAUAAUGCAAACAUGUUUGAAGAAUUUAAGAAGGCAAUGACUCAAGAAUUUGAGAUGACCGACAUUGGCCUCAUGUGCUACUACCUUGGAAUUGAGGUAAAGCAAAAUGAAGAUGGGAUUUUUAUUUCUCAAGAAGCUUAUGCAAAGAAAGUUCUGGAGAAAUUUGAAAUGGCAAAUUGCAAGCUGGUAAGCACCCCCAUUGCUUGUGGAACUCGAUUGUCGAAGUACGAUGAAAGUACAAAGGUGGAUCCCUCUCUGUAUAGAAGCCUUGUUGGAAAUCUGAGAUAUUUGACUUGCACACGGCCAGACAUUCUCUAUGGUGUUGGUCUUAUGAGUCGAUACAUGGAGGCACCUACUUCAACAUACAUGAAGAUGGCCAAGAGAGUACUUCGAUACAUCAAAGGUACUGUUGAUUAUGGCCUAACUUAUUCUUUUUCCACAAAUUUCCAACUCUAUGGCUACAGUGAUAAUGACUGGGGUGGUGAUGUUGAUGAUCGAAAAAGCACCACUGGUUUUCUAUUUUUCUUGGGUGACACUGCUUUCACUUGGUGUUCAAAAAAGCAACCCAUUAUAACUCUCUCUACUUGUGAAGUUGAAUUUGUUUCUGCUGCAGCAUGUGUCUGUCAUGCAAUUUGGCUAAGGAAGUUGUUGGAGAUGCUGCGCAUACCUCAAGAUGAAGCUACAAUCAUUUACAUAGAUAACAAGUCAACUAUUGCUUUGGGAAAGAAUCCAAUGUUUCAUGAUCGAAGCAAGCAUAUAGACACUGGAUAUCACUUCAUAAGGGAGUGCAUUGAGAGGAAAGAUGUAAAGCUUGCCUAUGUGAAGACUAACGUUCAAAUUGCAGAUAUUUUCACUAAGGCACUGAAAUUUGAAGAUUUUGCAAGACUGCGUGCUUGGAUUGGAGUGACUAAAGGUGAUCAAGUUUAAGAGGGGAUGUUGGAAAAAUAAACUUGAUUUAUUAAU